This is a messenger RNA of Pocillopora damicornis (cauliflower coral), 1475 nucleotides long. RefSeq names its product melanocortin receptor 5-like. The record is from RefSeq and is a predicted model, not a curated record. Gene Ontology annotation, cellular component: membrane. Gene Ontology annotation, molecular function: G protein-coupled receptor activity. NCBI's taxonomy places the organism in Eukaryota, Metazoa, Cnidaria, Anthozoa, Scleractinia, Pocilloporidae. Gene Ontology annotation, biological process: G protein-coupled receptor signaling pathway.
AUGAACAGUUCAAAAAAUGCAGUGGUGUUUAAUAACACAACAACAAAAAACGCUUUACAAGAUGAAGGAAUUUCUGUGCAAGAGUUUUCAGAAAAUUACAUGAUCGUCAUACGUUAUAUAAAUCUUUUUUUCUGCUGUACAGCGGUGCUUGGAAACUCGAGCAUUCUACUGACCAUUUGGAAGACAUCUUCGUUGCAUUCAGUGUCGAAUAUUUUAUUAUCAAGUCUCGCUGUAUCAGACCUAAGUAUUGGUUUGGUUGUCCAACCUAUUUUUGUAGCUCAUUUGGAAAACUUAGCAACGACUGAUGGUUUACUCUACUUCAAUAUUUUGGGAAGCGUGUCUUGUACAGUGUCUUUCUAUUCCGUUACAGCAAUAGCCGUGGACCGUUUGCUUGCCGUUCAACUGCAUUUGAGAUAUGAAGCAGAAGUUACACCGUUUCGUGCCACUGUGGUAGUAAUUAUCAUUUGGAUUUACGCAGCUCUUUUUUCAGUUUUUUGGUUAUUGAAUUUCUACUUGGUUUUCAAAAUGAUCAGCAUUGUUAUUAUGUGCAUUCUAAUUGGAAAUUUUGCUGUUCAUUUGAAAAUCUACCUGAUUGUUCUGCGCCAUCAAAGGCAAAUUCAGCGACAGCUGCAAUUACAGCAACAAGAUGCGAACAACGAAAACAUAUUGCGCGUAAAAAGAUUUGUGAGAUCUGCUGUGAACAUAUUUCUCCUAUAUAUCUUGCUUUUGAGCUGUUAUAUGCCUUUUGCAGUUUACCAUCAACUGAUUUUUUUCAACAGAGGAUAUGCCGCGUCAAAUGUUUAUAUUACAACAAUGACAUUGGUUUUUCUCAACUCGUCGCUAAAUCCGUUAUUUUACAGUUGGCGAGAUGGCGAAAUAAGGACAGCCUUAAAACAAUUUUAUAGGCGAUGUUUUUAGCCCUGAAGCGUUUAUGAUCUGAUUAGAGACCCUCCCCUCUUGAUGUUGCGUAUAUCUUUGUUAUAAGUAAAGCGAAUUCAAAGUUAUAUCGAGGUAUAAACCCCCUCCCAAGAAACUCGCCUUAUUGCAUCACCUCAGGCUAGUGUUCAAUUAAUUCAAAUGUUGAGGAGAGGCUGCAUGCUAAUAACAUUCCUAACUCUAUGGUUUUGUGAUACAUCCCAGAUUACAUGGUAAAGCAGUUUUAAUAUAUUUUAUUGCAAGCUCAAAACCUGCAGGAAGUUUUGAAUGAUUACGGAGUCGUCAUAUAAUCAUCAUACUAGUUUGGCAUAGUCUUUUACGAAAUGCCCCGGAAAGGAAAUCUAUUUAUCACCGAUACUUCAUUAUGCAUAAAGUUCUUGGAUUUUUUUUCCUGUAACAUGGAUUUUUUAAUCUCGACAAAAGUUUCAUUUGCCUACCGGUCGCCGUUCGUGCCAAAGAAACGUCUUCGCUCAAGCUUUCUACAGAUUACGAGAUCACUCCUAUUGCGUGUUGGGAUGGUGGGGAGAGACAGAUCAAUA